Tuber melanosporum (Perigord truffle) is the source of this 957-nucleotide messenger RNA. RefSeq lists its product as uncharacterized. NCBI's taxonomy places the organism in Eukaryota, Fungi, Ascomycota, Pezizomycetes, Pezizales, Tuberaceae. Gene Ontology annotation, molecular function: protein heterodimerization activity; structural constituent of chromatin; DNA binding. The transcript has 3 exons. The record is from RefSeq and is a predicted model, not a curated record. Gene Ontology annotation, cellular component: nucleosome. Bases 134 to 592 code for a protein of 152 amino acids.
CGCCAAUCAUCGACUCAUACCUCCCACGCACCAUCAAAUAAGCACACGCUGCUAUCAUACCUACCUGUCUGACUACCUACUCAUCACAUUUCAUCCUCACCCCGAAUCUACUUUUUAUUCAGAGGUUUUGGAAAUGGCGAAAGCCAAAGCUAUUGCGCGCAAGUCUACCGGCGGGAAAGCCCCACUAAAGAAGCCUACGAAGACUGUGAAGCGUCCCAGCGACCCAGUCCCUGCGAAGCCCACCACCGCCCGCCGCUGGAGGCCAGGAACUCGCGCUCUUCGUGAGAUCAGACAGUAUCAGAAGAGCACAGAUUUGCUGAUUAGAAAGCUGCCAUUCGCUCGCCUUGUCCGCGAGAUUGCAAUGGAUUACACCAACGCUGCUCACUUGAAUGGUCUGGGUGGCAGCGGAGUCGACGACCUCCGCUGGCAGUCCACGGCGAUACUGGCACUGCAGGAGGCCGCAGAGGCAUACCUUGUUCAUCUUUUUGAGGACAGCAAUCUUCUGGCUAUACACGCCAAACGAGUCACGAUUAUGCAGAAGGAUAUUCAACUCGCCAGGCGUAUCAGAGGCGCUUGGGGCGGGCUGGGUUAGGUUAGUUUAGAAAGUUGGCGCACGUGGUUAUUUUCGUCUCUGUUUUUUUUUUCUGUUUUUUUCUUCCCAUAUUUUGCAUACAUGCAUGGACCGUGGGUAUCACAAAGUUUAAGGGUGCAAACCUGAGGGGGAUUGUAUAAAAUUUUUUUUUCUCCCCCCCUCUUCCUUCUCCCCUCUUCUUUUUUGGCCUGUUUCAUUUCCCUCAGGACGGCGUGUGCAUGCGUGGCUCUUGUAUCUGCCUGUCUGCCUGUGGAUUGGUUAUUCCCUGGCUUACCGAAAUCGAAUCGGAUUGAAUAAAUGGAUGCUAUUGCUGGGUUGCACCUUGUUAUUUCGCUAUUUCUUGGUAUGGUAAUGGUUUACCUUUA